Elaeis guineensis (African oil palm) is the source of this 1536-nucleotide messenger RNA. Its product is annotated as probable U3 small nucleolar RNA-associated protein 11. Gene Ontology annotation, cellular component: small-subunit processome; nucleolus. The record is from RefSeq and is a predicted model, not a curated record. Lineage: Eukaryota; Viridiplantae; Streptophyta; Magnoliopsida; Arecales; Arecaceae. Gene Ontology annotation, biological process: rRNA processing.
GUGGGGGCAAAGUUUGCGAGUACCUGGGCUCUGCUUCUCUCGAAGAGUUCCGAACCUCGUGAAACCCUUCAACAACCCCCGGCUAGGUUCUCCACUUCUCCCUCUCCGAUCCCUGACGCUCGUCCCUCAUCGCCAGUCGCCGAGCGUCGGUGAGCCUCCUAUCGUCGGCGACUGCCGUUCCAUUGAGGAAUUGGCUGCAGGAUUGAUUCACUUCUUGCUGCAGUGGUGAUUGCUUGAUCUGGUCUCGAAGAUGUCGUCACUGAGGAAUGCUAUCCCUCGACGGGCUCACAAGGAACGUGCUCAGCCUCAUGCGAGGAAGAGGUUUGGGCUUCUCGAGAAGCAUAAAGAUUAUGUUUUGCGAGCUCAGGCAUUCCACAAGAAGGAAGAGACUUUGAGGAGGUUGAAGGAGAAGGCUUCUUUUAGGAAUCCAGAUGAGUUCUAUUUCAAGAUGAUCAACACUAGAACUGUUGGUGGAAUUCACAGACCAAAGAGCGAAGCAAACAAGUACACCCAAGAGGAACUCAUGCUGAUGAAGACUCAAGACAUUGGAUACAUUCUUCAGAAAGUUCAAAGUGAAAAAAAGAAAAUUGAAAGGCUAAGUUCUGCACUUCAUGCACUGGAUAAUCAGCCAUCGAACAGACAUGUUUACUAUGCUGAAGAUAGGGAAGAAGCUAAAGAAAUACAAUCAAGGUCAUCACAGACAAGUAAUUCACCUGCUUUUGAAAAUGUGCCGAAUCGUAUAAAGAAGAAAACAUCUUCUUCUUACAAAGAGUUAGAAGCAAGGAAAAAAAGGGUUCAGGAGCUGGAAAAAUUGUAUGCAGACAUGGCAUUGCAAAAAGAAUUGCAGAAACCUGGUCGGAAGCGCAAGCUCCUUGAAGAUGAGAUAGUUUCUCCAACAACUAAACCCGUAUAUAAAUGGCGUGCGGAGCGCAAAAGGUGAUCCUUUGGCCACCUUCUGGGCAAGAAAGCGAGAUUGAACUGAAUAGGUGGAGCCAGCAAGAGAAAUCUAAAGGUCACUUAGCUUUGUGAUGUUAUAUUGUGCCUUCAAUUAGAGUUCUUAUUAUUGAUGUAUUGACACAUGGGAGAUAUUCCCUGGGAUCUUCUACCUGAUUACCUGAUUAAGAACUCCGAGCCCUAAACCAUUUUGUUGGCAUACCAAAGCCUUCUCCUCUCUUGAAGUCAUUAGAAAGCUAGUUUCUGUCAGUUUUUGGGUAGUAUCAUAGAAGCUUUUGCUUACAAUUUCUUUCUUUUUCUUUUUCGUUGAACUAUAUUGUGAUGGUCCAGGAUGGCGAUGAUAGGAUUCUUAUAAACUAUGGACUGUAAUGUUGGAAGGAUAUGCACAAAUCAGCUGUUGCUCAAAGCUGCUAUUAUGUCUAUCAUGCGUGACCGCUAACAAACUUGUAUUUAGAUUAUUUUUGGUUUUUCUUAUGAUAAUGCUGAUUCAUGCGGUUGUUGGUGUGGUUACUGCCUUUUUGAACUGCAGUGCUGAUGCAUAACUUGUAUUUGAAUGAAUUGAGAAUUGCCGCUUGGAUUGAA